Messenger RNA from Gracilinanus agilis (Agile Gracile Mouse Opossum), 5487 nucleotides. RefSeq names its product sodium channel protein type 9 subunit alpha-like. The transcript has 25 exons. Gene Ontology annotation, cellular component: axon; plasma membrane; voltage-gated sodium channel complex. The coding region runs from base 1 to 5487 and encodes 1828 amino acids. Gene Ontology annotation, molecular function: voltage-gated sodium channel activity; calcium ion binding. The record is from RefSeq and is a predicted model, not a curated record. NCBI's taxonomy places the organism in Eukaryota, Metazoa, Chordata, Mammalia, Didelphimorphia, Didelphidae. Gene Ontology annotation, biological process: sodium ion transmembrane transport; neuronal action potential; membrane depolarization during action potential.
AUGGCAAAUCCCAACAACUUCACUUAUUUCACCAGAAAGUCUCUUACCAAAGAAUACAGAGCUGACAGAAAGAAAGAUGAGGAGGAAGAAGCACUGGAGCCAAGUAGUGACUUAGAAGCAGGUGAACAGCUAGCAUUUAUUUAUGGAGAUGUUCCUAUAGAAAUGAUGUCAGAGCCCUUGGAAGACCUGGAUCCAUACUACAGGGAUAAGAAAACUUUCUUAGUAUUGAAUGAAAGGAGAACAAUCUUCAGAUUCAAUGCCACUUCAGCCUUAUAUGUGUUAACUCCUUUCAAUCUGAUUAGGAGACUAUGUAUUAAGGUUUUAAUAAACUUCCUAUUCAACAUGUUUAUCAUGGGCACCUUUUUCAUCAACUGUAUAUUUUUGACAAUGUAUACAUCUCCACCCUGGAUAAAGUCUCUAAAGUUACCUUUCCUUGGACUUUAUACUUUUGAAAUAAUUAUAAAAAUUUUGGCAAGAGGCUUCUGUAUAGGACCUUUCACAUUCCUUAGUGAUCCUUGGAAUUGGUUUGAUGUUCCUAUUCUUACAAUGGCGUAUUUGAGACUAUUUGUAGACCUGGGCAAUGUUCCAGCUCUUGGAAUUUUCUCUGUGUUGAGAAUUAUGAAAGCUGUUUCUCUAAAUAUAGGUAAGAAAUCAGUUGUAGGAACACUGACUCAGUCAAUAAAGAUGUUUCAACAGACAGUAAUGCUGAUUUUAUUUUGUCUGAGUGUCUUUGCUGUCAUGGGAAUGCAGCUAUUUAUGGGAAAACUGAAGCAGAAAUGCGUGCAGUGGCCUAGAGGAGAGGGAAAUAUCACCGAGAUACCAUGGGACAGUGAAGACUAUUUUUAUUAUUUGGAAGGACAAAAUGAUGCUCUCCUUUGUGGUAACAGCUCAUAUGCAGGUGACUGUCCAGAAGGAUAUAUGUGUAUGAAAGCUGGCAUGAAUCCUGACCAUAACUAUACCAGUUUUGAUCAUUUUGGUUGGUCUCUAUUGACUCUAUUUAGAAUAAUGACUUUGGACUACUGGGAAAAUCUUUACCAACAAAUCCUACGUGCUGCUGGGAAGACCUAUGUGGUAUUUUUUAUUGUCAUGCUUUUAUUCUGCUCCUUUUAUCUGGUGAUUUUGAUCCUUGCUGUGAUCAUUCUGGCUUAUGAAAAACAGAAUCAAAUAACUAUUAAAGCUGUGAACAGAAGACAGAUAAAAUAUCAGGCAAUGUCAUAUCGGCAGAAAAGAAAAAUAAAGCAAACAAUGGUAGCAGAAGAAAUAGCUGAAGAUGAAAGAGUUGGUGAUGAUCUAAAUAUAACACAUCCAGAGAAUUCUUCUGAAACAUCCCAGUGUAUCUCAAACAAUGCCAACGUGAGAAUGGACCAAAGGAAGAAAAAGAAUCAAGAAAACCAGCCCGAUAGAGAGGAAAAAGAAGUUGACCUGAAAUUGCAUCUAUUUGAAACAGAAGACUACAUCCGAAAAAAAAUUUGCCUUCACAGUAUUAAAAAUCAGAGAUUGACAAACAAAAGCGAGUUAUUUUCUCCCCAGCAGGGAAGAACUGCAAAGAAAGAGCAGAAGGAAAGACAAGUAAAUUUUUGCUGUGCUUCUAAGGAUGUAUUGGAUGAUCCAACUAUCAGGAAUAGAGUAAUGGGAAAAAACAAUAUAUUAAACAAGAUGGAAAGAAUUGAUGACUCCAGAACUACAUGUACAAAUUGGUGGCACAGAUUUGGUACCACAUAUAUGAUUUGGAAUUGCUCUACACCUUGGAUAAAAUUCAAAGAUUUUAUCUCUGCAAUUGUAAUGGAUCCAUUUUUUGACUUAGCCAUUGCCAUCUGUAUUAUUAUUAACAUCACUUUUAUGGCCACGGAGCAUUAUCUAAUGACUAAGAAAUUCUACGAUGUGCUCUCUGUGGGAUACUUGGUCUUUAUUGGGAUAUACAUAGCGGAAAUGUUUUUGAAAAUAAUUGCUCUACAACCAUAUAAUUAUUUUCAAAGAGGCUGGAACGUAUUUGAUACCUUUAUUGUUAUACUUGCUUUAGCAGAUGUGUGUAUGAAAGUGGUGGAUGGUUUAUUACUUUUCUCAUGGUUCAGACUGCUGCUGGUUUUCAAAUUGGCAAAAUACUGGCCAACCUGGGAAAAGCUGAUAAAGAUAAUUAAUUACUCUGUAGAUGCCCUUAAAGGCUUAUUUUUGGUUUUGUUUAUCACCAUGUUCACGUUUGCAGUGGUUGGCAUGAAAUUAUUUGGUCAAGGCUGCCAAGAAUGUCUCUGCAAGACUGAUGGUGACUGUCCAUUUAAACACUGGCACAUGCAUGACUUUUUUCACUCCUUCCUGCUGAUGUUUCGAGUGCUCUGUGGUGAAUGGAUAGAUUCUAUGUGGGACUGUAUGAAUACUUACGGCCGAAAGGAAUGCCUUAUCUUUUUUGUGGUGGUUAUCAUUAUUGGAAAAAUGCAGUUACUGGUCCUCUUUGUGGCAUUGUUGAGCUCAUUCAGUCCAGAGAACUUUGCAGCAAUCCAAGUGAGCCCUGAAUCCAAUAAUCUCCAGCUUGCAAUGGCAAGGAUUCAAAAAGGAAUAUAUUGUGUGAAACAAACUUUAUUUGACCUUGUUGCAAAAGGGUUUUCUAAGAAGCAGAUGAUUUCAAAUGCUAUCCAAGGAGAGGAAAACCUAAAUUUGGAAAAGAGGAAUUUUGCAUACAAUCAUAUAGUUAAUGACAUGAACAAAAAAAUCUGGAAGAGUCAAGAUAGACUACAUAGCAACGGAUGCCACUUGGAGAAAUAUGUGAGGGACAAAAGUAAUUUUCCUUCACUGAUUCCUAAUCCUAGUUCCUCAACAUUAGCACCAAUUGCUUUGGGAGAAUCUGAUUUUGAAAAUGUCAUCAAAGAAGUUAGGAAUGGAUUGGACAUUGACAGCAGCAAAGAGAACCUGCACCAACAUAGUUCCUCUGAAGAUAGCAUGAUUCCCAUCCUUGCCUCUGGAGAAGGAGAACAAGCAGUAAAUAAAUCUCUGAAAUCAGAUGAACCAGGGGCCUGUUUUACAUAUGGUUGUAUAAGAAGAUUCCCUUACUGUGAAGCCAGCAGGAAAUCUGGGAAAGGAAAAAUUUGGUGGAAUCUAAGGAAAACUUGCUAUCGAACGGUAAAACACAGAUGCUUUGAAAUUUCAAUAGUUUUCAUCAUCUUGCUCAGCUGCUUUGCUCUGAUCUUUGAAGAUAUAUACAUUGAAAAGAGAAAGACUGUCAAGAUUAUACUGGAAUAUGGUGACAUGAUCUUCACUUAUAUCUUCAUUUUAGAGAUGCUUCUAAAAUGGAUGGCAUAUGGAUAUAAAACAUAUUUCAGUAAUGUCUGGUGCUGGCUAGAAUUCUUAGUUGUUAAUAUCUCAUUGGUUUGUUUGGUAGCCAAUCAUUUAGGAUACUCAGAUCUUGCUACCCUAAAAUCUCUCCGGAUACUAAGAAUUCUAUCUAUAUAUGAAGGAGUAAGGGUGGUUUUACAUACUUUUUUAAAAGCAGUUCCAUCUAUCCUAGAAGCACUUCUGGUCUGGCUUAUGUGUUGGUUACUUUUUAGCCUCAUGGGAGUAAACUUGUUUGCUGGCAAGUUCUUCAAGUGCAUUAACAUCACAACUGGUGAAAGACUCUCUUGGAAUCUUGUCAUCGAUGUUUUUGAUUGUAAGAUGCUUAGCAACAGUAGUGGAGAUGUACAAUGGAAAAAUUCGAAAGCAAAUUUUGACAACAUUGGAAAUGGUUACUUUUCCCUGCUUCAAUUAGCUACCUUUCAAGGAUGGUUGGAUAUCAUACAUGCAGCUGUUGAUUCAAUUAAUGUAGAAAGACAGCCUAAAAAUGAGAGCAAUGUCUACAUGUAUCUUUACUUUGUCAUCUUUGUAAUUUUUGGGUUGUGCUUCCCCUUCAUCUUCUUCAUUCGUGUUGUCAUUAACCAUUUCAAACAACAAGUAAAGAACAUUGGUGGUCUAGGAAUCUUCAUGACAGAGAAUCAGAAGAAAUAUUACAAUAUGUUGAAAAAAUUGAGGUAUGGAAAACCCCAAAAGUCAAUACCUCGGCCUGAGAACAAAUUCCAGGGAUAUAUAUUUGACUUAAUCACAAAGGAAGCUUUUGAGAUCACCAUCAUAGUACUUAUCUGCCUUAAUACAAUGGCCAUGAUGAUAGAAACAGAUACCCAGGGUGCCUAUAAAAGAAAUAUAUUGUAUCAGAUCAACCUGGUAUUCAUUGGCCUCUUUGCUGGAGAAUAUGUGCUGAAACUCAUUGGCCUCCGCCUUUACUACUUCACCAUAGGCUGGAACAUCUUUGAUUUUGUGGUAGUCCAUCUCUCCAUUAUGGUUGUAUUACAACCUCAUUUGACAGCCAAAUAUCUCCUGACCUAUUCCCAAGUGCAAGUAAUCCGUCUCAUCAGGUGUGGACGAGUCCUGAAUUUCAUUAAAGGAACCAAGGUCUUGGGCCCACUAAUUCAUGCUCUCAUGCUUUCCUUUCCUACUUUAUUGAAUAUUGUACUUUUGCUUCUCCUAAUCAUGUUUAUCUAUGCUAUUCUUGGAAUGUCCCACUUUGCAUAUGUUAAAAAGGAUGCUGGAAUUAAUGACAUGUUCAACUUUGAAACCUUUGGCAACAGCAUGCUUUGCCUCUUCCAAAUUACCACAUUUGCUGGUUGGAACGGGAUGCUGGAACCAGUUCUUAAUACUGGUCCCCCAGACUGUGACCCUGAAAAAAUUCACCCAGGAAGCUCUGUGAAAGGAGAUUGUGGAAGUCCUUCUUUUGGAAUUUUUUAUUUUGUGAGUUACAUCAUUAUAUCCUUUCUGGUGCUUGUAAACUUGUUCAUUGUUGUUGUUCUGGAGAUUUGCAAUGUUGUGACUGAAGAAAAUGCUCAGCUUCUGAGUGAGGAAGCUUUUGACAAUUUUUAUGAGGUGUGGAAGCAAUUUGAUCCCAAUGGCACUCAUUUCAUAGACUAUAGUCAGCUUUCUGAAUUUGCUGCUUCAUUGGAUCCUCCACUUCUUAUAGCAAAGCCCAACAAAAUCCAGCUCAUAGCCAUGGAUCUUCCCAUGGUCAGAGGUGAUCGAGUUUUUUGCACUGAUGUCUUAAUUGCUUUUACAAAGUGUGUUAUGAAAGAAAGUGAAGAGUUUAAUUGCAUCCAUUUGCCAUUGCGUAAACAGUUUCUGUCAUCAUGUCUUUUCCAAGUUUCCUAUGAACCAGUUACAACAACUCUAAAACGAAAAAAGGAGGAGGUAUCAGCUCUUGUCAUUCAGCGUGCUUUUAGACAUUUCUGCUUAAGAAAAAAUGAAUCGGGUACAUAUAUUAACAAAGGUGAAGCUAGAGAGAAACUAACUGUUAAAGAAGCCAUAGGAAUUGAUAAAGUUCCAGAGAACUCAGCUCUAGAGAAAGUAAGUUUUCUUAGCCCUUCCCCAAAUUUCCUCUCUUUGGGUAGUGUAAUAGAGCAAGACAGAGAGAAACAUGAAAUGGACCAAAUAGAAAAAGAAGACAUAGAUAAAAAUGUCAGGGAAAAGGAAAAAUAA